AUGGAGCCGGGAGCAGUUUAUGCCCUCAUCUUCCUCUGUUCAGUUAUUUUGCUGCUUCUUUUUCAGGGUAAAUUCACGCUGCUGCGAGACACCAGAACAGACGGCAGCUUCCUGGUGCACCAUUUCCUCUCCUUCUACCUCAGAGCUGGCUGUAAGGUUUGCUUUGUGGCCCUGCUCCAGUCCUUCAGUCACUAUAACAUCGUAGCGCAGAAGCUGGGAGUCAGUCUGACCGCUGCCAAAGAACGGGGACAGCUUGUCUUCUUGGAAGGCCUCAAGUCCUGCCUUGACCUCUUGUUUGGAGAGGAGGAGGAACAGUCAGGACAGCCCAGUCCUCUCCAGUUUAUAAGUGAGAGCGCUUCCAACCUCAAAGCCUUGUUUGACUUUGUCCGGACGUCCCUGACUCCCGCUGGCAGCGACUCCUGGAAGGGCCCUGUGCUGCUGGUGGACGACCUCAGCGUCCUGCUCAGCCUGGGCGCCACGCCGGUGGCGGUGCUGGACUUCAUCCACUACUGCAGAGUCGCGGUGUGCUCCCAGCUGAAGGGGAACAUCGUGGUGCUGGUUCACAGCAACGAGGACUCAGAAGACGAGGAAAACGAACUGGUUGCGAACUCCCUGUGUCAUCACAGCGACCUGAUCCUGUGGGUAGAGGGGCUGGCGACCGGCUUCUGCAAGGAUGUUCACGGGCAGAUUAAGAUAAUUAAGAGAGUGUCCUUGGAGCUGACGGCAGAGCAGGAUGUCGUCCAGAUCUACCAGUAUAAGAUCCAGGACAAGAACGUCACCUUUUUCGCUAGAGGGCUGUCAGCUGCAGUCCUGUGAUGCUGCGAUAC
Messenger RNA from Nipponia nippon (crested ibis), 827 nucleotides. The record is from RefSeq and is a predicted model, not a curated record. Lineage: Eukaryota; Metazoa; Chordata; Aves; Pelecaniformes; Threskiornithidae.